AGUACGAGUACGUACUCGUACCGGUACCUCCGAUUAGAGCUGGCAACAGCAAACAAGCACCUCUGGCGAACAACCAAGACCUUGCCGCCGAGAGACCAUCGUACUACCGCUACAACCAAAGCAACCGAAGAGCAAAGAAAGAAAGAGAGGGCAUCGCACCUACCGCACAAAGCAUUCCAACCCAGAAAGACAAGGCAAACCGUAGAGAUGAAAGGGCUUCGAACCCGAAAGGGCGGCCUCGGGGUCGUGCGGUCCUUGGCAACGGCCGCCGCAAUCCUGUCGAUCGCAGCAAGGACGGAACAAGGGCCCGGACCGAACACGACGCCGGCGGUCGAUGCCCUUUCCUUCCAAAGCGGGAGACACACCCGCAACCACCGCCGCGAUGCCUUCCGCAGCAAGCAUUCUUCCCCGCCGUUGCCCGCUCUCGCUUCCGCGGCCUUGUCGGUCGAUGGUGGAGGCGGCGACGGGGACAGCAAUCCUUUGUACGACGACGACGACGGCGACGAGACCACGCCGGUCGACGAGGAGGUCGACGUUGCAAUCAUCGGUGCCGGGAUCGGUGGGCUGGCAGCGGGGGCCAUCCUCAACACGGUCUACCACAAAAAGGUCGGGGUGUACGAAUCGCACUACCUGCCGGGCGGGUGUGCCCACGCCUUUGAACGGCUGGCGCCCCGGGCAGCGGCAACCGCCGGCGACGCCCCGCGGAAGCCCCCCCUCCGGUUCACCUUUGACUCGGGACCGACGAUCGUUCUGGGGUGCUCGCAAAAGCCCUUCAACGGCCUCCGGCAGGUGCUGGACGCCGUCGGUCAAUCGGUCGAUUGGAUUCGGUACGACGGCUGGGGGAUGAUCGAGCGCCCCCGGUCCGCCGACGCUUCGGUCCGGUGGAAGUGCGAACUGGGACCCGAGACCUUCCAGCAGGGCCCGCUCCUCGAAUUCGGGGGCCCAGAGGCCGUCGAAGAAUUCGAGGCCCUCCGCGAAAAGACCAAAGACCUGGUCGUCGGGGUGGGCAUUCCCGCCGCGGCGAUGCGGCCGGGGUCCACCGCCCUGAUCCCCCUGCUGAAAUACUUUCCGACGCUCGUCCGGCUGCUCUCGGUCGGACCGGACAAGCUCACGGGGACCUUUGCCCCUUACAUGGACGGGCCCGAGUUCACCGUCAAAAGCCCGUGGCUGCGGGACUGGCUGGACGCCCUGGCCUUUUCCCUCAGCGGGCUGCCCGCCUCCCGAACCGCGGCGGCCGCCAUGGCCUUCAUCGUGGACGACAUGCACCGGGAGGGCGCCGCCCUGGACUACCCGAGGGGGGGCUUCGGGGCCGUCAUCGACGCCCUGUGCCGCGGCGUCGAGCAGAACAGCGGCGGAAGCUUGGGCAGCGGCGGCCCCUCCAAGAUCCACCUGCGGACGCACGUGGACAAGAUCGACUUUGCUCCCGACGGAUCCAGGGCGACCGGGAUCACCCUCUCGAACGGGAAACGGAUCGUGGCCCGGGAGGGGGUCGUUUGCAACGCGCCCGUCUGGACCCUCCGGAGCCUGAUCCGUUCCAAAGACGCCGGGGCCCUGGGCAGGCUGUCCGGGAUCCUUCCCGGACCACGGGGGGCCAGCGAAGGACCCCCGCAGACCUGGAUUCCCGACCAAGCGGCAGCGAAAGAACCGACCGCAGCCGGUGGAUAUUCCAUACGAACGACGAGGCCGCCGAAAGCAGGGAACACCGGCGGCGAAGAGAGCGACACGGGUGCACUCCUAGACGAAUGCGACAACGCCGAAAUGACGGGAUCGUUUCUGCACCUGCACGUUGCCAUCAACUCCACGGGACUGGACCUCGGCCAAAUGGAAGCCCACUACACCGUAAUGGAUCGUGGCCUCUCCGGAGAUCCGAACAUGGUGAUCAACGGCGUUCCCGACGGACCCUGCGGCGAACUCAACAUGAUUGCCGUGUCCAAUCCCUGCGUCAUCGAUCCCACCCUGGCUCCCGAGGGAUACAUGGUCCUCCACGCCUACGGCGCGGGAAACGAACCCUACGACGUUUGGGAAAAAUACCGCGACGACCGAAACUCCCCCGAAUACAAGCGCCUCAAGGAAGAACGCUCGGAGGUCUUGUGGACCGCCCUGGAGAGCGUCGUCCCGGACGUCCGGGAACGGGUCGUCCUCGAUCUGGUGGGGUCCCCCCUGACGCACGAGCGCUUCCUGCGGCGGCCGCGCGGGACCUACGGGUCGGCGACGGAAGACUACCUCAAGGACGGGAGCACGCCGAUCCCGAACCUUGUCCUGGCGGGGGACCAGAUCUUUCCCGGCAUCGGCAUACCGGCCGUGGCGAUCUCCGGUGCCAGUGCCGCGAACGCCAUGGUGAAUCCACUGAAGCACUGGACCGCCCUGGAUGCGCUGACGAAAGCCGGCAAAAUAUGAUCCCGGCACCGCGGAGCGGCUUCUUGAUUCAGAGUCGUGGCGAACCACGACAUUCCACAUCAAGGAGUGCUUGAAACGUUUGGUAUCUGUCGGCAAACAAAAUGUUUGUUCUGAGAUUGGAAGCCCAUCUCGAUGUCACAUCCCUUUCAUCUCGUGCUUGCCGAAAUGCAUUGAAAAACAAGGAGAAUGAAUUGAAAAUAGGAUGUGCAGUCGUGGAAAGUGGUAGGGCUCCUUGUUCGAAUUCAAUUGACCCUUUUUUGGAGAGGCAUAGUGAAAUCACUUCUCAAGCACAAUCACCAAAUUGAAAUAUACAAAAUAAGCUUCC
This is a messenger RNA of Pseudo-nitzschia multistriata, 2722 nucleotides long. Lineage: Eukaryota; Bacillariophyta; Bacillariophyceae; Bacillariales; Bacillariaceae. The record is from the annotation of a GenBank genome assembly.